GGUUUGAUGCAGGAGAGAACCAUGGCGGCCACUGAGAUAGCACGACAAGCGGGAGAGGGUGCACGUGCUGUCCCACUCUCUGGUCAUGUUGGCUUUGACAGCAUGCCGGACCAGCUGGUCAACAAGUCCGUCAACCAUGGUUUCUGCUUCAAUAUCCUCUGUGUGGGGGAGACGGGUUUGGGAAAGUCAACCCUCAUGGACACCCUGUUUAACACCAAAUUUGAGGGCGAACCUACACAGCACAAUCAGCCUGGAGUGCAGCUCAAAUCCAACACUUAUGAGCUGCAGGAGAGUAAUGUCCGACUCAAGCUCACUGUGGUCAACACUGUAGGAUUUGGAGACCAGAUCAACAAAGAGGACAGUUACAAGUCUAUUGUGGAGUUCAUCGAUGCUCAGUUUGAAGCGUACCUUCAGGAGGAACUGAAGAUUAAACGCACACUACACAGUUAUCAUGAUACACGGAUCCACGCUUGCCUGUAUUUCAUUGCUCCCACUGGACAUUCGCUUAAGUCCCUUGACCUGGUGACUAUGAAGAAGUUGGACAGUAAGGUAAAUAUCAUCCCCAUCAUUGCCAAAUCAGAUGCCAUUUCAAAGAGUGAACUUGCCAAGUUCAAAAUCAAGAUCACGAGUGAGUUGGUGAGCAAUGGCGUCCAGAUCUACCAGUUUCCCACUGAUGAUGAGACCGUGGCGGAGAUCAACUCAACUAUGAAUGGUCAUUUGCCUUUUGCAGUGGUGGGAAGCACUGAGGAAGUGAAGAUUGGGAACAAGAUGGUGCGAGCACGCCAGUACCCAUGGGGAACCGUCCAGGUGGAGAAUGAGAAUCACUGUGAUUUCGUGAAGCUGAGAGAGAUGCUGAUCAGGGUCAACAUGGAGGACCUGCGGGAGCAGACCCACACUCGCCAUUAUGAGCUUUAUCGCCGUUGCAAACUGGAAGAGAUGGGAUUCAAAGACACUGACCCCGAUAGCAAACCUUUCAGCCUUCAGGAAACAUAUGAGGCCAAGAGGAAUGAGUUCAUGGGUGAGCUUCAGAAGAAAGAGGAGGAGAUGAGGCAGAUGUUUGUCCAGAGAGUCAAAGAGAAGGAGGCAGAGCUGAAAGAGGCAGAAAAGGAGCUGCAUGAGAAGUUUGAUCGCCUCAAGAAGCUUCACCAGGACGAGAAGAAGAAACUGGAGGACAAGAAGAAGUCUCUUGAUGAUGAGCUGAACGGCUUCAAGCAGAAAAAAACUGCUGCCGAGCUGCUGCAGUCACAGAACCAGCAGCCAGGGGGCUCCGCCACACUCAAGAAGGACAAAGAGAGGAAAAAUUAACUCCUCACCUGCUCCCAGUCCUGCAUGAGACACCUUAUGCUGCUUCUUUUAACUCUGUCUUGGCCACCUGUUGGAAGAGGGGAUCGCAGCUUCCACAAGGACUAAGCAUCCGCUCUUCUUCCUGUCUUUGUCACUCCGUCAGCCUUGUUUGAAUGUUUUAUUUAAUUUUUUUUAUUUCAUGCUGUGUGCCCUGUUAAACAUGGCCUUAUGUGGGCUUAACAUGGUAUUUUUCAACAAA
Danio rerio (zebrafish) is the source of this 1543-nucleotide messenger RNA. It is a transcript of the gene septin6, whose product is annotated as septin 6. Gene Ontology annotation, cellular component: septin complex. Gene Ontology annotation, molecular function: GTP binding. The record is from RefSeq and is marked validated. NCBI's taxonomy places the organism in Eukaryota, Metazoa, Chordata, Actinopteri, Cypriniformes, Danionidae.